CUUUAAGUCGAUUUGUUUAGACGUUUUAGUUUACCGGAGUGUCUUAACGAUUAAAAAAUUAUUCAAAAUUAAAUUUUUGUGAAUUUAAAAAAAAAUUGAAAAAAAAAAAUUUUUUUUGAGAUAAACCGAGGAACGACUAAUUGCGAUGGCAGUUUGUGAUUGCCCGAUUGGAAUUCCAACGGGACCUACCCUCGCCACGUUAUGCGGCGGCAGUCAAUUUAUGCUCUUCAUGGGUCUGCUAGAAGUUUUCAUUAGAUCACAAUGCGACCUUGAAGACCCCUGUGGGAGACCAAAGUCACGUUUAUCACAAGAAGUAGACAAUGAGUAUGAUUUUAUUGUCGUUGGCGGCGGAUCUGGAGGAAGUGUUGUUGCAUCACGAUUGUCUGAAGUCCCCCAUUGGAAAGUUUUGUUGAUAGAAGCAGGUCCUGAUGAGCCGACAGGCACGCAAAUUCCAUCGAUGUUCUUGAAUUUCUUGGGCAGCAACAUUGAUUGGGGAUAUUCGACGGAGCCGGAGCAGUAUGCGUGUUUGGGACGUCCUGAAAAACGUUGUUUCUGGCCUCGUGGAAAAGUUCUUGGCGGCACAUCGGUGUUGAAUGGCAUGAUGUACAUUCGUGGAAACCCCUCAGAUUACGACGAAUGGAAGGCGAUGGGAAAUCCGGGAUGGGGAUAUGACGAUGUCCUUCCGUACUUCAAAAAAUCCGAAGAUAACAUGCAAAUGGAUGAAAUGGGCACGGAAUUCCAUGGAAAGGGAGGCAUGUUACCAGUUUCUCGUUUUCCUUAUGCUCCUCCAAUUUCACAAGCGAUCCUGAAAGGAGGACAAGAAUUAGGUUUUAAUGUUCAUGAUUUGAAUGGCGCCAACCAAACGGGCUUCAUGUUGGCACAAAUGACAAGCAAAAAUGGCAUUCGUUACAGUACUGCACGAGCUUUCUUGCGUCCCGUUAUCGAUCGUCCCAACUUACAUAUUUUGCUGAAUGCGACAGUAACGAAAGUUUUGAUCAAUCCAAGCACAAAAACAGCUACCGGAGUCGAAUUCGUCGAUAAAAGUGGAUUUUCGCGCAAAGUCAAUGUCAAGAAGGAAGUUAUCAUUUCCGGCGGAGCUGUAAAUUCCCCACAAAUCUUGUUGCUGAGCGGCGUUGGACCCGAACGUGAAUUGCAACAAGUUGGCGUUCGUCCCGUUCACAAUUUGCCCGGCGUUGGCAAAAAUUUGCACAAUCACGUUGCUUAUUUCGUGAAUUUCUUCAUAAACGACUCGAAUACAGCUCCCUUGAACUGGGCAACUGCCAUGGAAUACUUACUUUUCCGCGAUGGAUUGAUGUCGGGCACCGGUUUGAGUCAAGUGACGGCAAAAACAGCAAGUAAAUAUGCCGAAGACCCAAGUCAACCUGAUAUUCAGUACUACUUUGGUGGCUUCCUCGCUGAUUGCGCCAAAACGGGACAAGUUGGUGAACUUUUGACGAACGAAUCGCGUUCAAUUCAAAUUUUCCCCGCAAUUUUACACCCGAAAAGUCGUGGCGAACUCACUCUUCGGUCUCGUGAUCCUCUCGAUACGCCCAAAAUUGUCGUAAAUUACCUGAAAGAAGAACACGAUUUGAAAGUUCUUGUCGAAGGCAUCAAAUUCGCCGUUCGUUUAUCGCAAACAUCGCCUCUGCAACCAUACGGCAUCCGACUCGACACAACAAAAGUCAAGGCAUGCGAAAAAUUCACCUUCAAUACGCAAGAAUACUGGGAAUGCGCCGUGCGACAAGACACCUUUGCGGAAAAUCAUCAAGCUGGCUCGUGCAAAAUGGGACCCGCAAGCGAUCCAAUGGCUGUCGUCGAUCACGAACUUCGAGUGCACGGAAUCCGGAAUUUGCGUGUGAUGGAUGCGUCAAUUAUGCCGAAAGUUACGUCGGGCAAUACGAAUGCGCCGGUUAUCAUGAUUGCGGAAAAGGGAGCGACGCAUGUCAAGAGAUCGUGGGGAGCUCGUUAGAUGAAAGGCGGCAGUGAAACGGGAUGAAAAGUACAAUUCGAAAGUGGCAAAUUAAUUGAUAGGUGCUUUAGUUGAUUUUAAUUUUGUUUUUUUUUCUGCGAUAGGAAAUAGAAGAUGUUAGACGAUUAGUUUUUAAGGAGAAACUUUUAAUGUAAAUUGAUAAAAAAAAAAAAAUAAGAAGAAAUCUCUUUUUUUGUGCGAAUCUUAAUUUAUGUUGACAAGAUUUUAAAAUUAAAUGAGAAAUAAAAAGGAAAAGACU
Messenger RNA from Culicoides brevitarsis, 2228 nucleotides. RefSeq names its product glucose dehydrogenase [FAD, quinone] (gene Gld). The record is from RefSeq and is a predicted model, not a curated record. The transcript has 5 exons. Bases 146 to 1969 code for a protein of 607 amino acids. Gene Ontology annotation, molecular function: flavin adenine dinucleotide binding; oxidoreductase activity, acting on CH-OH group of donors. Lineage: Eukaryota; Metazoa; Arthropoda; Insecta; Diptera; Ceratopogonidae.